Hymenoscyphus albidus is the source of this 795-nucleotide messenger RNA. The record is from the annotation of a GenBank genome assembly. NCBI's taxonomy places the organism in Eukaryota, Fungi, Ascomycota, Leotiomycetes, Helotiales, Helotiaceae.
AUGACGGCCAUCUCGAGAUCGCAGUACGAGGACUUCGCCCCCAAAUACGACCUCAUUGAAAACGCACCCUCCUACAAACUCGAAUAUCAACUCAUCAAAGCCGCGUUAGGUGACUGUACAGGCCUUAGUGUCCUCGAUCUUGGAGGAGGAAGCGGACUUCACGCUCGUCAGGCUAUUGAUGCUGGCGCAUCAAAAGUUGACGUCGUGGAUGUCUCGCCCUCUAUGCUGGAAAUUGGAAAAUCCAUCGAGGCUUCGCUCGGUCGUACAGAGAGCAUAGCCUGGCACAUUGCUGAUGUGUCGCGCGACAUUUCAUCGCAGGACAUCUCAACUUCGCUACUAGGACCCGGGGAAUAUGAUGUGGUAAUGGUAAAUUGGACUUUCGACCAUGCCGAGACGUUGGAUGAUUUGAGGGGGAUGUGGGCGAACGUCGCGCUUUAUCUCAAACCUUCUGGUCGCUUCAUUGGGGUGCGUACGUGUGGCAAGGGCUUACGGGCUGCAUACUCCCGAGGGGGUAAUGGCAAAUACGGCGUUACCUUGACAAACAUGGAGGAUAUUGCGAAUGGAGUUCGCUUCAAAGUGUCUUUUUUGGUGGCCGAUAAAGUCGUCGUGGAAUUGGAUGCCACGUCAAUGGAAGACAGCUAUGCCCUUGUGGAUGAGAUUCCAAGACAGCUAGGUAUUGUGGAUUUUGAGAUUGUACCAUAUGAGAAGAUGGCUAUAGUGAAAGCGGAUCAUGAGUACUGGAAGGAGUUUCUUGAUGAGCCUAACCUUGUUGUUGUGAAGGCGAGAAAGGGGUAA